UUACUUGCUAGCACCGCCAAUGAAAGUACUACACAUGCCAAUCGCCAUGCUGAGCCGCUGCAGAGGGCAUGUUGGAAGGUUUGGCAAGCUGUUGAGGCUGGGAGCAGUGAGACACUUGGCUGUGAAGGCCCUUCCGAGUUUCGAUCCUGACAAUGGCCAGGUGAUCUUCGCGAACCAAUCCACCUGGCAAUUGACCUUUAGCUGGUUGCUGCUUUCCCUUUGCCGGCACCGCAUUUUAGUAGACCUUGGUUCAAAGAUCCUAGGCCAAAGCUGGAUUUGCCGAGAGCCUCAGAGGCUCACUAGCCGCGCCCUGCUCGCCUCGGUUCGCAGCACCGCCUUUGCUCAUUUCUGUGGAGGGGAGACCCUUCAGGACUGUGUGGGGAGAGGAAAGCAUUUGAGCAGUGCAGGUGUGAGAUGCAUAGUUGACUGGGGCGUUGAGGAAAGCAGUGAGCCUGCUGCCUGGGAGACAAAUAUGUUGCGGAAGGUUGAGACACUGCAACGUGCAAAAGAGGUGCUUGGCUUAAGUGCUGCUUUUAUGCCCAUCAAGCUCACAUCCAUCCUUUCACCGGCUCUGUUGGAGCGCUGGACCGCGGUGGUCCAGGAUGGGAGCCAGCCUCCAGAGGAUUGGCACCUGGAAGAAGAGGUUGCUGCUGCACUUCAGCGCCUGCGGCGCAUUUGCGAGGCUGCCAAAGAUGCAGCUAUACCGCUCCUGUUGGAUGCUGAACAGUCAGGCAGGCAACCAGCUGUCCAUCUUUUGGCGAGACAGCUGCAAAGGGAGUUUAACACCGAGGAGCCAAUUGUCUACGACACAGUCCAAAUGUACUUGAAAGCGUCUCCACAAAGAUUGGAUCAGGCUUUGCACUAUGCUGGUCAACAUGGCUACAUCUAUGCCGUCAAGCUUGUCCGAGGUGCCUAUAUCGAGCAGGAACGGCCCUUUGGCACCAUUUUCGAUACCAAGGAGGACACGGAUGCGGCCUUUGAAACCGCCGCGGAGAAGAUCCUGCAGGCGAUCGUGACGAAGAGGCCAUCCGCUGCACUCAUGCUUGCCACGCACAAUCGAUCUUCUCUCUUCAAUGCGGUGCAGAUGAUGGAGAAACUAGGGCUUGCCCGCAAUGAUCAGCGAGUUCACUUUGCUCAGAUCUUGGGCAUGGUAGACAAUCUGACGUAUGCUUUGGGCUUGGCAGGCUACAAUGCCUCAAAACUUCUGGUCUUUGGACAGAUCCAUGAGGCCUUGGAUUUAUUAGGUUCUUCCGUGGUUGCUGCGCCGCACGCGGGAGAACCGAGAUGCAUUUGGGGCUCAGGCGCACGAACUCCCAGUGCUGAGAAAUGAAAUCCGCAGGAGGUUGCUUGGGCGCCUUGGGCGUGUCCCAAGGUAGCGCUUGGGCUACUCUCUUCCCCAGCUACAUUCC
Molecule: messenger RNA, 1409 nt
Organism: Durusdinium trenchii
Lineage: Eukaryota; Dinophyceae; Suessiales; Symbiodiniaceae
Source: the annotation of a GenBank genome assembly